This is a messenger RNA of Babesia sp. Xinjiang, 3708 nucleotides long. RefSeq lists its product as uncharacterized. Gene Ontology annotation, cellular component: plasma membrane; endoplasmic reticulum-plasma membrane contact site; endoplasmic reticulum membrane. The transcript has a single exon. NCBI's taxonomy places the organism in Eukaryota, Apicomplexa, Aconoidasida, Piroplasmida, Babesiidae. Gene Ontology annotation, biological process: intracellular sterol transport. Gene Ontology annotation, molecular function: sterol binding; sterol transfer activity. Bases 1 to 3708 code for a protein of 1235 amino acids. The record is from RefSeq and is a predicted model, not a curated record.
AUGCAGCUGUCAGUUAGUGACAGCGGCAGUCUGUCAUUUGUCGUCUCUUGCUACAAUGUGAGAUGUGCAUCCGCGAAGUCCUUGGCGUCACGCCUAAGGAAUAUCUUGAUAACGUCGAAGGAGGCUUCUGAUUUGAGGGUUCUGCUAGAUUACUUUCGGCCAUAUGUCAUAGAGUGCAAGCUGAAGGACAUGUACCGGAUGAUCGACACUGAUUUCAGAUAUGGUUAUCGUGAUUCGAUACUAAGCGUUUCGUGGCUUGACGAUGGGAGCUGUAUCCCAUGCGACGAUUUUGAUGGUCUUUCCAUAUCUAGGGGUGAUACUGCGGCCUCUUGUUCACCACCUGAUGAUACGGGUAGUGAGGGAGGGUCAUUGGCCCUAUCCGAUGAUUUUCAACCACAUCAUAUGUCCACCAGUCCGGUGGCUGGGAGAUAUGUGUUGAGGAAUAUUGAUAUGGCGUCUGAUGAGAACCAUUUUCGGCCUUUGCAACGAGUUCAAAGCGAGAAUGUAUAUGAUCGUACCUCUGUGAUACUUCGAGCAUAUGGAAGCGCAGAUAACCUUACGAACCACCACCACAAGGAUAUCAACGGCAAUUUAGACGCGUUACGGUAUUAUAGGUAUUUUUAUGACUCUUUGAAGGAUAUAAAUGCCACAUCAUACGAACCAUCCUCACCUAUUGAUGCCGUUUCCCCUCGUUCUAACGUAUCUGGCAUUGCUAUGCUGAGCCAAUUAUGUACACCAGAGUUCGUUGUAAAUGGCUGUUCAAUAAAUGGUCCAUCACAAUCGAGAAGUAUGGAUAUUGAUGGACUAUCUACGACACCGCUGAAUAUGGCUCAGUCGUUAAAUAAUGACAUAUCCGAAAAUGAACGUUCGCUCUUGUCUUCCUUAUGCCGUCUUCUGCGAGGUAUGUUGGUGUUCAUUGCAGAUGCUGUCAAUCAUGAAUUACGUUGGUUGAGUCAAUUCGACGCUAGUCUGGUAGAAGUUAUAGAGUUGCUUGAUGGUGUAGUUUCUGAGGGUGGUAGCAUGAUGAAGAAGCUGAAGGAGAUGCUAAAAAGUUACUCAUCUACAUAUGCAGCCUCAUUAACGGCGUACGAAAAGGCUUUAUCGAGGUUUCAGAAAUUUGAGAAGGCACUGGAGGCUGCCUGCGCGGCGCGCUCCUCUAUUACCAACGGUAAUCAUGAUGUCCUCAACUGUCCUUUUGAAGGCUGUCCUAGUAGGCAGCCUGAUUACAAGCAUAACCGUAAUGUGAAUAGGAGCACGGUGUGUCAAUUGUUGAGCAGUUCGAAAGAUUUUAUUCGGUACACCAACUACAUCGAGCAGAUGUGUUUGGCGCAUCAUACGUAUGACACCCUGGAAAAAUAUCGCGAAUAUUGCUCUAAGGGCUUGACUGAUGUUUUAGCCACCUUUUCGGAACAUUACCCUCGAACUGUUUUUUGCGUAGAGGUUUUCUGUUUAGAGAAACUAACGGGGAUUGCUUCUGUUUUGAUGUAUAACACAUCAUCUAAGUCAAGAAAUUUAGCGUUAUGUUUAAAUCAACUAAAUCGUAUUCCGGCUGAUGGUGUGAUUGAUUUGCAUUAUAGCAUCAACAUCGACUCGCCGAAUAUGAAAGACCGUUUACAUUCAAUUAUUGUUGAAUGUUUUGAUGGCAUGAGAUCGCUUUCUAAAAAGCUGUCUCAGUUGCAUCACUCGCAAAUGGAUCGGCUUUCACGUUUCAGUUCACGUCACCCGCUGAAGCUUUGCGACAUGGACGUGAAUGCGAUGUUCAAGUCGUAUCAUAAAUACAACAAGCACAUGUAUUCUACGUGGUGGUCUAUCUAUACAACUAUAGCCUCCGUGUUUCCCAAGAGCACAUCUGGAUUGCGGAGGACAAAGGAAACCUCUGAUCCGGUUCUUGGUGAGUUUUUCGAUAUUAAAAUGCCCUUAAAAUUCCUUCGAACAAUUGCUAGUCAAUUUGAGGAGCUUUUGGAGACAGCCAGUCAAGACACCUUCAACGUUUGUUCUGCUGCAUUGAACAUAUGUGCUAACACGAUGGACUGGACCAGCUUUGUGACUUCGAUGGCUAGCGAGAACAAUUUGGAUGCCGAUGAAGUUAACUCGGUGAUAGGCCAGCUUCAGCAAGAUAUAUUUGAGAAAAACAAUUGUGAGGUGGAUUCUCUUUACCGUUCCCUCGGUCGUCGCAGUACUGAUAGCGUGGGUCCUUUGGUUGUUCUCACUAACAGUCUUCCGUUGUGUGAAAGCAGUGCUAUUAUGAGUAAGAUGUUAUGUGUUCUUGAUCAGCAUGCCGAGGCGGUAGUGGACUACAAUGAGGUAGAUUAUAAUUUCCGCUUCAACCGUGGUGAAAUGGUCCACGUGCGUAUUUCAGGGAAUACACCUUUAUGGUAUGGCCAUACCGUCGAGGGUGUUGACAGGUGGUUCCCUGCUAAGUUUGUGAAGCUUCUAAGUGAACCUUGCGUGCCCCUUUUCCGUCGCGCUGAUCUUGAAUGCUACACUUAUUUGGAUUGUUACCGUGUUGAUGAUCAUGAAGAUGGUCGUCAUACGGAACCAGUAAUGGAUCGUGGUAUAACUCUAACUUCCAAGGCUACGUUGAAACAGGCUUUGAUGCUUUCAAGAUUGGGUUUGGAGGGCAAGGUUGAACAUGAAUUUAAGUGUGCGCUUUGUCGCAAGAUAGUUUUGCGAGGUUCAUUGUAUCUGACAAAGACCCAUAUAGGGUUCGUAUCUAGCUUCAAUGACGCCACUUUAUUUGGCCCCGAGACUACAUUGACUGUCCCAGUUGAGGAUAUCAUGUUAUGUAACUUGACAUCUUCGAAGACCCUAUCUUUUUAUGUUCGACUUGUCCUACGUAAUAACGAGACUCACACGUUUUAUUCGGUAAGGUAUGCUCGCCGUAUCCGUGACUGUAUUGUGGAGUUGGCAAAGCUUCACGGUGGUAACGAGACUGCAACGGUAAAUAGUGCAGAGUCUGUGACUUUGAAUUCAUCGUUGGAACUGAAAGAUGCUUUUGGAGCAUUGGAACCGCUGGCUAAAUCUUUACCUCCUGUUAGUUUACAGAUGAGUUUAAAGAAAUAUUUUUUCAAAAGCUUGCGUGACAAUGUAUCUCCUGGUAGCAUUGUUGCGGAAACUCGCCUUUCUCAGAGUGCAUUUGAAUUUGGAGGGACGUUGGAGCCUGUAGACUUCGACUGGGAUGCUGACGGUGUGCAGGUCCACAAACGUCAGAUUCAUUACAGUUUUCGAUUAAAGGAAGGGAAGUACACUGCCCUGCUUCCGCGUCAUGCCUGCGGCAAAGCCCGAGAGGAUUUGAAAUAUGCCCUAGUUGAUGGGAAACACUUAAUUUACGAGAGUACGAGUUAUACAUCAGAUAUCCCGUAUUCGAGUUAUUUUUACACCAUACUGCGAAUAACUGUGACGUCUACUUCGCCUUAUGCUAUUGUCGUCAAGGCGGAAUACGACGUGAAGUUUGUUAAAAGUACCUUUUUGGCUUCUGUCAUUAAUGGAGAGGCUUGUGAACGUCUGUGCAACUCUGCGCAUAAGAUGCUUCUUCCAUUUGAUGACUCGGCUAAUGGCGGCUCGCAAGGUUCACCGAGGCCUACGAUACAUCCCCCCGUUUUGUCUCCACGAGUUCACCGUGCGACGGGUUGUGGUCUGCCUCCUGUACUUUGGGCCUGCGUUAUGUUUUUCGUCAUAUACACGGGUUUGUUAUCAGGUUGGCACUGA